AUGCGUCUUUCCACGCUUAUGUUUACUGUUUUUGCUAUUGGCGUUAGCGCUGAUUACCAAUGCUAUUGCACGAGACAGGGCCAUUACGAUGAAGACGCUACAAAAUCAGCUUGUAAUGAAAUAAGUGGUGCCGAAAUGAUCUCUGUCCAUGGUGGUGAUGAGUGUAAACUCUCAAACCAAACGCCUUACACGUCUGAGUUUAAAAGA
Colletotrichum graminicola M1.001 is the source of this 207-nucleotide messenger RNA. RefSeq lists its product as uncharacterized. The record is from RefSeq and is a predicted model, not a curated record. The annotation marks the transcript as partial. The transcript is spliced from 2 exons. Lineage: Eukaryota; Fungi; Ascomycota; Sordariomycetes; Glomerellales; Glomerellaceae.